AUGACUGAUAGUGUUCUUUCAUAAAAAUAACCUCCCCACCAUAUCCUUAAUAUACUUUUAGAAUAUUCUUUCAAAAUUCUAAGAAUAUAAAAAUUAAUAACUCCUACUUAAUCUUAAUAUAAAAGGGUAAACUUUUAUAGAUUUUAGAGGUGCUGGUUAUGCUAUUUAAUUUGUGGAUCUCAAUCAUAAUAAUAUUCAUAAUAGCAAUAUUGGUUAUAAAUAAAUUUCAACACAGACAUCCCUGAAGAAUAUUAUAUGAAUUAAAAGCUUAGAAUAGAUGUUGGAAAGUGUAUGCAAAUCAAUGAUACUUAUGAAUUAUGUAAAUUGUAUUUUGAUUAAAACAUUUUCAAAUACAUCUGUUUAAUAUCGAAUAAUAGAUAAUGUAUUAGAAUUUAAAUACAUUUUUCUAUUUCAUAAUUGUGUAUGAGAGAAAUAAACAAAACUAGAUUAAAUCAUAUUGUUGAUUCUGUCACAUUUGGUCAUAUCUGUAAAGAUGUUUGAAUCGAGGAAUUUCAAGAUUAUUCAUACAUAUUUAAAUAAAUAAACAAGAACUUUUAAAAUCAUUAUUAACUUGAAGAAUUUUUAACUUUUCUCUCUAAUCUUUUAUCAAAAUAAUAGUGUUGAAGGUCUAAUUUCACUAUCUGAUGGAAUGAAAAGAUAUAAAUUGGACUUUAUUAAUGGGAUAAAAGAGUAGAAGAUCAUUUAAAGUUUAGAAAUAUUAAGUGAAACGUCAUAAACUUUAUUAAGAACCUAAGGUUUCAUUUUUGAAUCUAAACAAUUAAUUAAAAUUAAAAUAAUUUGGUUCCUUAGUAGUAGAUUAAUGAGUAUUUAAACAGUUUAGAUUUUGAUAUAUAUUGGAAUUCAAACUUUGUUGAUAUCAUUAUCUAAUUUCAUAACCUAAUAUACUAAAUUCAUAAAAAAUUCAACAAAAAGGAUAGGGGAUAUCUAUAAUUAAUUAAUUAAAUAGAUUCACUUAAACCUAAAAAUCAGCUAAAUAAUUAUCAAAAUUAAUCUAAUAAAUUUAAAAGAAGGAAUUCAAUAUUCUUAGAUUCUAUUUCAUAAAAUUAAAACUAAAAUUAAUGAAUCAAUAAACCUAAAACCUUCAAUUAUAAUAUUGCAAACUAGAGUAAUCAGAAUAAAUAAAUGA
Messenger RNA from Paramecium sonneborni, 1147 nucleotides. The record is from the annotation of a GenBank genome assembly. NCBI's taxonomy places the organism in Eukaryota, Ciliophora, Oligohymenophorea, Peniculida, Parameciidae.